GGCCCCGGAAGUGGCGGCCGCUGCGGAGGCGCCGGGCGGGAUGGGGGAGUCGAUCCCGCUGGGUGCGCCCGUGCCGGUGGAGCAGGCCGUGCUGGAGACCUUCUUCUCCCACCUGGGCAUCUUCUCCUACGACAAGGCCAAGGACAACGUGGAGAAGGAGCGGGAGGCCAACAAGAGCGCGGGGUCCAGCUGGCUGGCGCUGCUGGCCGGGCUGGCGCACCUGGCGGCGGCCGAGAAGGCCUAUCACAGCAUGACCUUCCUGGGACAGAAGCUAGGUGGUCAGUCAUUCUUCAGCCGAAAGGACUCCAUCCGAACCAUCUACACAUCUCUGCAUAAUGAGCUGAAGAAGGUGGUGGCGACGGGUCACAAUGCACUAGGAGGAACAGCUCCUCACUUGGAAGAGCUGCUUUCUCACCUGUCUGAACAGCUCUGUUUUUUUGUUCAGGCUCGGAUGGAAAUUGCUGACUUCUAUGAAAAAAUGUACACGCUCAGCACCCAAAAGUUCAUUAACUCUGAGGAACUGGUAAACAUUUUGGAAUCCAUCUUAAAGAAAUACAGCUCAAGAUUUCAUCAUCCAAUCCUCAGUCCUCUUGAAAGCAGUUUCCAGCUGGAAGUAGAUGUGCUUGCUCAUCUCUUAAAGGCUCAGACUCAGAUCUCAGAGUGGAAGUUCCUUCCGUCCCUGGUCAACUUGCACAGUGCUCACACAAAACUACAGACGUGGGGUCAAAUUUUUGAGAAACAACGAGAGACCAAGAAGCACCUGUUUGGAGGGCAGUCUCAGAAGGCUGUACAACCUCCACACCUCUUCCUCUGGCUGAUGAAGCUCAAAAACAUUCUCCUUGCCAAGUUUAGCUUUUACUUUCAUGAGGCCCUUAGUCGACAGACAACAGCAUCUGAAAUGAAAACUUUGACUGCUAAAACAAAUCCCGAUUACUUUGGGAAAAUUUCCAGCUUCAUCCGGAAGUAUGAUGCCGUCAAUGUUUCCUUAAUUUUUGACAAUCGUGGAUCAGAGAGUUUCCAGGGACAUGGUUAUCACCAUCCCCAUUCAUACAGGGAAGCCCCCAAAGGAGUGGAUCAGUACCCUGCGGUGGUGUCUCUGCCCAGUGACAGGCCUGUUAUGCACUGGCCCAAUGUGAUCAUGAUUAUGACUGAUAGAACCUCUGACCUCAACAGCUUGGAGAAGGUUGUUCACUUCUAUGAUGACAAAGUCCAAAGCACGUACUUUCUGACGCGCCCUGAACCUCACUUUACCAUUGUAGUUAUUUUUGAAUCCAAGAAGUCAGAAAGGGACUAUCAUUUUAUUUCUUUUCUCAAUGAAAUUUCACAUUCCCUUAAGAACUCCAAAGCUUUUGCGAGCUUGAAGCCUGGAUCCAAAGGGUGAAAUACAGACUGUUUACAAGUUGUCAAGGCAGUAUGUCAGCCUUGAGGGAGCUGUAGCUUUCAAGAGUUACAUAAAUUUGUGAUUCUCAGAGUCUAUUGAAAAGGAACUUUUUUUUUAAUGUUAUAAGUUCCUUUCUUUUAAGCUAGCAGACACUUGAAAAGUAUUUUUGGGCAGUACUCAGUGGGGCAAUUUAAUUGUGGGGUGCUAAAUAGCCACAGUGGGAUUUUUUUGGUGUGAUUUUCAGUAUUCAGUAUGAUUUAUUUUUUCAGUCCAACAGUUUUGUUGCCUGUAUCAGAAAGGAAUAUAUGCACUUUAUCUUAGUCUGAUCACUGACUGUCUUCUACAGAGUUUAUUGAAAAUGUAAGGAUGUAUCUUUUCAGAAAACUGCAUUGCCUGACAGGAAUGAUUUCUGGGAACUAAAUGCUGAUGCAAGGGAAUAUUAGAAAAAGUGAACCUGCAAGGAUACAUUUUAAAUAAAAAUAUGAGAAUCAGGAAAAGCACUAUUGUUAGUUAUAAUUUAGUUUUCAAAGGGUUUAAAAUGAUAAUUGAGGUCUCUGACACUCUCUGUUAAGCACCAGUCUCAGUUAUAAAUGCCCUGUGUCACAAAACUUGGUCAUUGCUCCAGAACUUGGACUGGGGCAAGAAAAACUUCAGCAUGGGCUGGAAGGCCAGUAUUCACCGGAGUGCUGUGACAGUGUGGGUACAGGAAUAGUCUUGGCUCAGACUAAUUGAAGGAGACAAGCUGAAGUUGCACAGGUGUUCCAGAAGGAACAGCUCCACGGAAAAAGCAGCAAAGCUGUUUUCAAAUUGUGCUUUUGUCUGGCUAACUUAAAAGAGAAGCAAAGAAAGGCAGUAGGAAAUGCCCUUUGUAAAUGUUUUUUUUCUAGUUUGCUGUUCAUCUCAACCUGGAUUUGUUUUCAGAUUUUUAUAAAUGCAUAGUUUUUUCAAUCUGUUCAGUUUUAAAUAAUUUAAUAAUUAAGCCAAAACAGUGGGGAUUUGGAUUUAAAUAUAUAGCCUAUGCAGUGUGUUUACCUCAUUCUAAAAUGUCUCUUUCACCACUUCUAGACUGCAAGUUUGGAAAAAGUAUAUUUUCUAGUUACCCCAAAAGUGCUUUAAUUUGGAAAUCAGUAUUUCCAAAUACAAUAAAAGGGUCAAUUUGGCUGUACCUGUAGCCUUACAUUGCAGGGUUCUAACUGUUAGCUAUGCAGUUGUGCACAUGCUUUUAUGGGAAUUCAGGAGCACUUAUAUACAUAUAUAAGUGUAGUAAAGUUAAGUCAUUAGUUGACACUUGGUAAGGUGUAACAUCAGGUUUAAUUUAAAAGGGAGUUUAGGUCAAAAUGUUGGUUUCUGUUAAGACUGAAAUAUGAAAGGUACCAUUGCAAACGUGUCUUUUAAUGAUUCCCUUUCUCUCCCACUUAAAGUUCUGGUAACUUGUCUUGCCUGGCUGCAAGUGCUGAUUUUUUAACAAUCAUAUAAGCACAUUCUGUUCUCAAAAUGCAAGCUCUGACUUGCCACUUUGUGCCAAAUGGAGCCUUCUGUGCUUUGCUAUAACUGUUGUGAAUAUCUGUGCUAUUGCCUUUCACCUGAAGUCUCAGUCUGACUUCAGCAUCACUCUCAAAAGCUCAGUCUGCUCUUUGUUGCUGGAAAAUAACCAGAGUUGCAAAUAUACCAGAAACUGGAGGGUACCUGUUUGUAACAGCAUUACACUUUGCAGCUUGAAUUGCUCUUAACAGGACAAAGUUGCAAAUGACAGUAUUGAGAGAGUUUGAGUGCUUCCCUCUGUGGGACAGUGACCUUGUAAUAACAUUGUAAUUUUGACUUCCUCAGCCUGAGUAACAAGAAUCUGUUGCUAGAACUGAUUCCCAGUCUUCAGCAGUGUAAUAAAGUGUUGUACAAAGUCUGUCUGCCUGUACAAUAUUUCCCUGUCAUACUAACUACCUAUAGAAAAGAGGAAAGAAAACAGGAAAGAGAUUGUGCAUGGCACAGGCACCUUCUUGUUCAUUUCUGAGUUGCUGGGGAUGAGUUGGAAGAAGUGAAGGAGAAAUCUGAUGCCCUUUGGAGCAGCUUUUACCGGUUGUUGAAAUGGCUAGAGGCUGUUCCCAAUGGUUUUUAUGGAGAGAGGAAAAGGAGGUGACUGUUCAGCAGACCUGGUAGUUCACUUCCCAUGCUCCUGCCACUGUGUUUGGCAAGUGGUGUCUCAGAAUAGGGAAGGGAUGUUAGGUGAUGUUUCUGUGCAGGAGGAGGUGAGACCUGCUUUGCCUCUUAUCAAUUCUAAGGUGGUUUGCUGCAGUUUUCUUCACAGAAUCUUGGAGAAGCAGCCAGAGGGGCCUUCUGACUCAUGGGUAAGAAGUUCUGAAUAUUUUGGUUGAUGAAGAAGCAAAGGGAGCCAUAACCAUUACCCUCAUCGUGUGGGAAGGGAGGGAAUGGAAGAGAUGUGCAGGCGGUGGAGAGAAUUGGGUGCUGGAGAAACUUUUGUGGAGCUGUCUGGGUUUCAGAGUCCUGUCCUUGUUAAGAUCUCAGCCUUAAAUUAAUACAAGAUGGGAAGCAGAAAACUGAGACUGUAGGAAGUAGCUUGGAUGAGAACAGGUGACGCUGAAGAGGGGUGACGCUAGAAUCAGUAUCAAAUAGUUUUGCAGAGUUGAGGUGUGCUAUACCAAAAACUGUGUGUGCGGUGUGAGUGUGUGUGAUGAGUGAAUAUAGGUUUGUUAAACCCAUGAAAAAUUCUGGCACAGUUCUUAUUUCUUGCUUUGAGGAGUUUGUUUUAAAUUACAAAUAAGGUAGUUGGGAGUCUGAGUUGGGUUCAAACUGAAAGAGGGGAAAUUUAGGUUAGAUAUAUGGAAGAAAUUCUUUGCUGUGAGGGUGGUGAGGCACUGGAACGGGUUGUCUAGAGAAGUUAUGGACGCCAUACUUGAACUGGUGUUCAAGGUCAGGUUGGAUGGAGGUUUUAGCAACCUAGUCUAGUUCAAGGUGUCCCUGCUCAUGGCAAAGGGGUUGGAACUAGAUGAUCUUGAAGGUCCCUUCCAAUCCAAACCAUUCUAUGAUGCUAUAUCGAUGAUGUAAAAUUGGCUAGACCAGUAAUGAAAACCUGCGUAAUUAAGCGAGGAGGAGAAAAUGACUGUGGAGUAAGUAAAGGAACCAGAAACUUAGUAACUGGAAAAAAAAAUAUAUUCGUUACUAACUUCAGUACUGGAAAGAUUGAUCAGUCUCUUUACUUUAAGAACUGGAAAACAAAUACACUUUUGCUGAGCUGGGUGAUAUCCUGUCUGGCAGCUUUUCCUCUGCACCAGUGUAGCUAAGCAAGAUUAAAUGUACUAAUGUGCUUUAAAAGUCUUGUGUAAAUUACUACUUUAAGUGCAAGAUAUAAAGAUGUUUGUGAUGGUGUACUGAAAGCCAUCACUUCCAGACAUAUUUAAACAUUUUUAAAACAGGUACUGAGAUUUGAUAUUCCAAGUGCCACUCAGAUUGCUUAUAAUAGCAGUGUGGAAGCUUAUCUUGCAGUAAAUUGCAUGUACCUCAUCACUUACUUCAGUCCAUGAGGAUUUUGGCAGAAUAUUUAAUUUAGUAACCUUUUGCCUGCAGUGUGAUUUUUGACAGCAAAUGUAUUCUAAGAACUCCUAGGUGUUUUAUAUUUAUGUCUUAUAAGCUGUUUUCUUCAACAUGUGGUGUUCAGGUUUUUUUCUUGAAUAAAGUAUCUUUCCUUUUCUCCUGCCUUUGCAUGAAGAGAGUACAGGGAAUGGAAACUAUUAAUAUAUUUUGUAUUGUGCUCCAAAGGACCGCAACAUAUGCAUAAUAUUCAGGUUUUAAUGAUCUAAAAGUAAUGUAAGUUCCUGGUACCUAUUUGAAUACUAACACUUAUUGUUUAUCUAAUUGACUUUAAAAAAAAAA
Lepidothrix coronata (blue-crowned manakin) is the source of this 5266-nucleotide messenger RNA. It is a transcript of the gene KICS2, whose product is annotated as chromosome unknown C12orf66 homolog. The record is from RefSeq and is a predicted model, not a curated record. NCBI's taxonomy places the organism in Eukaryota, Metazoa, Chordata, Aves, Passeriformes, Pipridae. Bases 41 to 1381 code for a protein of 446 amino acids. The transcript has 3 exons. Gene Ontology annotation, cellular component: KICSTOR complex. Gene Ontology annotation, biological process: protein localization to lysosome; negative regulation of TORC1 signaling; cellular response to glucose starvation.